AUGGGCACUGUUCAAGACCAUAGCGAUCUCGUCGAUCUAUCAUCGACAACCGUACUCCCUGCCAUCGUGGAGUCUCCACCUUCACGUACGCCCUCGCCGUCAUCGUCCAAUACGACCAUCGAGUCACGAGGCCGCGGCUCCUUAGUUGCCGGAAUAGACGCCGCGAGGCUUCGCACUGCACUCUCUACUGCCAGCACAGUCACCUCCCAACGUCGCGAUGCUCCAAUCAGUACUACAUUGCGCUCUUCCAGAGGUGGCGAAAGCUACGAUUCGUAUGAGGAGUCUGCAUCUCAAAUAUCCGAUCCAAGCACAUCCGACGAUAUCGGAAGCCACGCGUCUGGUGAAGUCCUCAUGGAGAUGAAGAGACACUGGGAAACACUCAGCACACAAAGAUUGGAAAUCCGGAGACUAUUGGACGAUUUGCGAAGGGCACGAACACACAUGAGAGCUCUGGCGCAAGCGAAAGACGACGCAGACCGUAAACUUGAACUUGCCCUUCGAUCAGACCACUUCAACACGGACCGGGACACUUUAGAGCCAUAUCUUAUUGCCAUUAGAACGUCAAAGUUGAAAUACCAAGCAGCAGAAACUACUGUUGACCAGCUAAUCGAUAAUGUUGAUGAUGCCAUAUUCGAGGCAGAUAUUAUUGAAGGACGCUUCUACAAUAGGCUUAGUCGUCGAAAUCUGGAGGCCGAUAUUCCUGGACCAGUCAAUGAAUCUCAGGGGAAGCAUCAAGUACCCUCGAGAAUGUCACUUCGUGGCAUCAGUCCCGACCGCAGUGAAGAUUUACACCCUUCGUACGAAAGGCUGAGAGAAGUCUAUGGAGAUUUACAACUUGCAAAGGAGUACUGCAGUAAUCUUGGAUAUAAGCACACGGUUGUGCAAUCAGAAGACCACGAUCUGCUAGGACCAGACGAACUAGAAUUUCUCGAUGACUUUGAGGAUAGUCUUGCAAAAGCAAAAUCCGAUGUUCAGACAUGGUCCCAGAAAUUCGAGGAACUUCGAGCCGAAUGUGCGGCGAAAAAUCUCAUCCCAAAGAGCUCGCCAUUUUUCGAAGACGGUCGAGAUGGUGAUUACCAUGAACCUCAUGUCUUCGUCCCUGAUGAUAUAUCUCUCGAUGAUUGUUUGGUAGAUGAAAGCACAUUAUCUCACUCUCAAUAUUCCCUGCUUGUCACAAAUCCCAAGCAUGUGCUCAACAAACCGCUUCCUCUGACCUCCCAGGGCGCCCUUGAGCAAGCACUGAUGCUUCCACUUAAUACAUCCGGUCGCAACCAGGCUAUUCAGGAAGCAAUGCAUGAGCAUUCUAUAGCAACAUUGCUACAUGACGCAAUUCCAGAGGACAAAACCGACUAUAUCAAUAGGUGGCUCUUACAGAAAUUGAGAAUUUCCCCCAUGGAGGUCCAAGUACUCAGUUUGACAUUUCGAAAAAUCUUAAAAAUACUGGAUUAUAAUCGAUGGCAGCGCGAUGUUUUGAGCUUCUGGCCACGAGACAUAGACAGACAGCCUGUACAAGGUGACAUUACCAUCACAACUCAUAUCAGGCACGAGUUUGAGACUUUGUCCAAUCCCUCGGACAAACGGGAGGAAUCACGCUCGCAGGCAAGGUCUCAGGCAGCUAGUGAGCCACUGUUGCGACCGGCCGACAUUUAUGAUGAUUGGGAGUAUCUCAACAAUCUCCGCGAUGACGGCCAAUCCGAAGGAGCCCUCUGA
Molecule: messenger RNA, 1710 nt
Organism: Pestalotiopsis fici W106-1
Lineage: Eukaryota; Fungi; Ascomycota; Sordariomycetes; Amphisphaeriales; Sporocadaceae
Exons: 1
Coding region: 1-1710 (569 amino acids)
Source: RefSeq, a predicted model, not a curated record